AUGGAGGCGUCGAUUCUGCCUCCCGCGCCUGCGCCUUCGACCAAAGGUCUGUUUGCAUCAUCAUCAUCAUCAUCAUCAUUCUCCAUAGAAGGAAAAAGAGGGCAGCAUGCUUACUUUGCGGACACAGAAGGCCCCAAUGAUGGACUCAUGGCUACGAAACAGUCCAAAUCCAGAAAGCGCUCUGCAGUCUCCACAGGACCCGUCCAGACUCAGGAGUUUUUCUUUGUCGAUUCAGCUUCGUCGACGAGGGAAAAACGCGCCCAUGUGAUGCGACAUCAUAUUCAGACAAAACGGAGGCAGCAUAUGCUGGCCAACCAUGCAGAUCGACAGCUCAGUCGAGGUCCUCGGUACCUUCCUUGGCGUAAAAAGUCCGACGCAGAUGCUCAGGCUGCUGGCGAGGUGUCUUCCACGAGACACAUGAGUCCCCAGGACGAUAGUUCGGGAAGUGAUGCGUCGACAUCAGCUUCUCGACCGGAGACUGUGGACUCUCGUCACUCCCUAGUUCCCAUUCCAGGACCAGUGACGAUGCUGAGCGCCUCAAGAAAGGACCCUUUUGAAACGCUUCCAGUUCAACUUGGUCCCCAGGAAUAUGAAUUAGCAGAUUACUGGACAUCCCGAUUGAGCUAUUGGUCGGGUCCGAAUACCUACAUGAAAACCAGGGCCUUUCAGGCGGCAAUGCGCCAUGUCACUACCUUUCAGGCCAUGAUCCUUGGCUAUUGCGCUAGGUGGAAAGCACAGCUGUAUGACAUUCGUGACGACGCUUUGGUUUCGUUCUACACCGCGCAAGCGGAGCAAGCUGUGAACAAUCCAAAGCAGGACGGCGCCAGGCUCGACGAAGAUAGCUUGGCGCUGGCUUUGACCGGCUUGACGUUACAGGAAGAGCGCUUUGGCAGCAAGCAAAAAGCCGAUGACUAUGCACAGAGAGCUGUUCAGCUCGUGCGACCACGGACAGGAUCGAACCGUUUGAUCGAAACCGUACUGCUCUACAUCCUGUACAACAUGACCCCACGGCCGCCGAAAAUCACUGAAGAUGCCGCGCGAUGGCUCGUCACUUUUCUGCGCAGCGCGGAAAAGUUGAUGGCAGAACACAACACCACACAUUUCCUCUCGCUUGUUCCUCAGCGCGCGACUGCAUUUCAAUUUGGGAGUCCACUGUACACACUGCUUUCGAGUGGACCCCACCCUACCCCGGUUCCUAGUGACAAGCAUCGUUAUGUUAUAAACAAGAAUACCCCGACGAUGGAAUGGUCUCGUACCGCGUCUCUAAUUUACAUCACGACGGCCCUUUGGGAUUAUCAAGAGACACCCAGCAAAACCGCGCGCUUCCUGGACCAUUUGGCUAAGGUGGUUGAGCAGCACGACCUCCAUCGCCACCCCGCCUGUGAAUCCUUUGUAUGGUUGCUAUUGGAGGAAGGUUAUGAAGCGGACAUGCGGGUGCCCGAACGGGCCUGGUCCACGCGCGAGCUCUUGGCGAUGCAUAAGAUGCUGCCCGGGGACCUGCAGUUUCGCUUCAGUGAGAUCCUCCUGGCAUACUUGAUGCUUACUCCACCAAUCAGUGGGGUGGCGUCUUUUGAACGAGAUUUAUAUGCAGCCAUAACCUGA
Rasamsonia emersonii CBS 393.64 is the source of this 1602-nucleotide messenger RNA. RefSeq lists its product as uncharacterized. NCBI's taxonomy places the organism in Eukaryota, Fungi, Ascomycota, Eurotiomycetes, Eurotiales, Trichocomaceae. The transcript is spliced from 2 exons. Bases 1 to 1602 code for a protein of 533 amino acids. The record is from RefSeq and is a predicted model, not a curated record.